AUGGAUAAUGUGCGCAGAUUCAUGUUCGGGCCCACUCCCGAGGAGCAGCAACGCAAGUGCAAGAGCCUGAUGCGCUCCAACGUGCGCAAGCUAGAUCGUGAUCUCGGAUCGCUCAAGGCUCUCGAAUCCAAGACCCGUGGCAUGAUAGUCGCCGCCUCAAAACGAGCGCAAAGGAAUCCUUCACAAGCCGCGCAAGCCUCGAAAGAAACCCGCAUUUUCGCGCGCGAACUUCUCCGCGUCCGGCGCCAGCAACAGCGGCUUACGACCUCCAAAGCCACCCUGGCUUCGGUGGAAAUGCAGGUCAACGAGGCUUUUGGCAUGAGGAAAAUCGAGGUCAGCAUGAAGAACUCGGUGGGAAUCAUGAAAGACGUCAAUACGCUGGUGCGAAUGCCGGAGCUUACGGGAACGAUGAGGGAAUUGAGCCAGGAGCUGGUCAAGGCAGGCAUCAUCGAGGAGAUGGUCGGUGACUCCAUGCCAAAUCAGGAUCUAUUGGAAGGGGAAGACGACGAGGCAGAGUCGGAAGUGGACAAGAUUCUCGGGGAAGUGUUACGCGAUAGAGUGCAGACUCCUGCCGCACAGGUACCCUCGGAGCCUGUGGGACCCAUCCAAGCACAGCCGCAACAGGAGGAGGAGGAAGAUCAGGAGGAAAUGUUGGCUCAAAUGAGAGGGCGUUUGGAGGCUCUGAAAAGCUGA
Molecule: messenger RNA, 693 nt
Organism: Ramularia collo-cygni
Lineage: Eukaryota; Fungi; Ascomycota; Dothideomycetes; Mycosphaerellales; Mycosphaerellaceae
Product: related to endosomal Vps protein complex subunit
Exons: 1
Coding region: 1-693 (230 amino acids)
Biological process (GO): endosome transport via multivesicular body sorting pathway; late endosome to vacuole transport; protein transport
Cellular component (GO): ESCRT III complex; multivesicular body
Source: RefSeq, a predicted model, not a curated record